AUGUCUGAGGGCAAGAUAUAUACUCGAGCAUACUCCAAAAGCAGUGCCGGGAAACUAGUCUCCGCUAAGACCCCGAAGGGUGAUCCUUUAUCCGACACAGCCCUUCUUGAAGAAUUUCGAAAUCAUGCCAAAAUACGGAAUCAAGAGCCUACAGCCUUGGUAUCGGGUAGUGAUCGCAUCGUCGACACCUUGAAGCGUGCGUUUGAAAAGCAUAAGGAUGGCGAACGGUCGGCAGACAUUUGGAUCGUUUUCAUAGCGGAACCACAAACCAUAAAUGAAACUGCUACCCGAAUACAUUCCGCGAAAGAGUUGGCUGAGAAGUGCCAACUCGAGGAACCCAAGAGAUUCUCUCACGAGGUUCUUUUUGAGUGGGCUAUACCUGAGGAGUAUGUGCUACAUCAGGUUUCCUUGCAUACUUUGAUAGAGCGUGGGCUUCAAGGGAGUUGGUUCUCGCAACCGACCACGGUGGAAGUGCGUCGCUAUAUAGCGGAGAAACUCCAACAGCAAAGUCCUUGGGAAAUCGGCGUCACCCUAGGUUGCUUUGCACGAAAGUUUGGAGCCAGAUCCCCCUUGAAUUGGAUCUCUCACCAGCUUUUCUUUGAUUGUGUAUGGAUGGAAGAAGUGGAUAAUGAGGUGCUUAGCCUUAAUUAUGCAAACGGACAUAUUGAAAUAAAUGACUCUCAACAAUAUUCUUACGAUCUAGAGGAUGGAAUCGACACUAGUUUGCACGAAUGGUGGCUUUCAGAUGUUGACAUUUUCCUAAGUUACCAGGAAUUCGAGGAAUUGCGAGAUGUGACAGAAGACAGUAUAGUUUGGGAUCAGAUUGACUUCUUUGAAACUUGGCAUCAUGUCCAUUGCAACGGAAUAUUCAAUGAGCUUUCUGUGAGGGAGCAGCUAGCAUAUGAUGAGGAGAAGAACAAAUUAUGGGCCAAGAUUGAAAAACAGAGGGCAGAUAUCGAAACAGAAGCUGUGAGGAUAGGUUUGUAA
Molecule: messenger RNA, 987 nt
Organism: Hymenoscyphus albidus
Lineage: Eukaryota; Fungi; Ascomycota; Leotiomycetes; Helotiales; Helotiaceae
Source: the annotation of a GenBank genome assembly